Molecule: messenger RNA, 1515 nt
Organism: Fonsecaea multimorphosa CBS 102226
Lineage: Eukaryota; Fungi; Ascomycota; Eurotiomycetes; Chaetothyriales; Herpotrichiellaceae
Exons: 4
Coding region: 1-1515 (504 amino acids)
Biological process (GO): positive regulation of transcription by RNA polymerase II
Cellular component (GO): nucleus
Molecular function (GO): DNA-binding transcription factor activity, RNA polymerase II-specific; transcription cis-regulatory region binding; zinc ion binding
Source: RefSeq, a predicted model, not a curated record
AUGCAGCCGGCCACCACCACCCGCCACGCCACGCAUCCGACAGCUUGUCGUACAUGCCGGCGCCGCGGCCGCAAGUGCGACAAGACCCUGCCAUUAUGCCAGAGCUGUAAGGACAGAUCCGUUGUUUGUGAGGGUUACGUGACCCGGUGGACGGGUGUCGCGGCGCGCGGCAAACUACGUGGGAAGACGAUUCCGAUCCUCGUGGAUGAAGAGUGUGGUGAAGGCAAACGUCUUGUGAAGAAGCAAAGUGCUGUUUCCACCACUAAAUGGCAGACUCCGCCGCCGCCGCGGAAGCUUCCACUACGGUCUCAGCAGCAGCGGCAAUCCCAAGAAAUAUCCAAGAGUUCACAUAGCUCGUCAAUUGAAUGGGACCUCCCAGGGACUUCAGACGACCUGGAUACUUUUAUUGAUUAUUUUACAUACGAGCUCAGCGGGAUUCCCUACCUAGGGUCAGAACCAGAGCAGAGCCCAUACCUGCUGUAUGUCCGCCCCCUAACGAAUCAUGUGCCGCCACUUCGAUAUGUCGUGGCAGCAUCAGCGGCGUCCCAUCUGGCAAUACGCUUUCAAAAUGAUUCGCUGAAAGCCAGGAGCCGCCAGUGGCAGCUCAAGGCGAUGGAGCUCAUGCGUCAGAGGCUCGCGUCGAGAGCGUUGACGGCGGAUUUUGGGACAGUGCUGAGCAUUCUCAUGAUGGCUCAAAUGGAUAUGUGCACAGGGGACUGCGCCGAGUUCGACACGCAUAUUCCCGCUGCAAGAGCCUUUGUCGACGAGCAUGGCUCGAACCUACCAGACCGAGGCUACUGUGAACAGCGACUCGCAUGGCUCGACAUCAUGCGCUCCACAACCUCGGACCGUUUCCUGACAUUCACGUCCCCCGACCUCAAAAAGGUCUUCAGCCGCUACCGAUCCGCCGCGGGCCACGUGCGCGAAUGGGGCAACGAAGCCUUCGCCUGCCCGAUCGACCUGCUCGAAUACAUCGUCGACGUCACGGUACUCUACAAGAUCCAGCCUCGCGGCCAGCUCUUCUCCCCGUCCACCAUCGAGAAAGCAUCGCUUUUCUUGGAGCGCGUUUGCGCCUGGACGCCCCCGUCGGGCUAUUACUCCGAGCAGAUGGGACAUGUUGUAAAGGCGUGGCAUGCUGGUGUGCAGUUGUAUGUUAUUCGGCUGUUCCAGCUUCAUCAUCAUCACCACCACCGCUGUGGGGAAGGCGACGAUGACGCUACGGUGCGCACUGCGGAACUUGUUGAGACGGUGCUUGCGCAGGCCAAGGCUGUGAAAAGGCCUAGUGCGUGGAGCCAUGCGUCCGUGUGGCCGCUGUUUCAGGCAGGACUAUGGCUUGAAGGGGCGGAGUCCUUCGAGCAACGGCAGUGGUUGAUGGACUUUCUCCAGAUGAUGACGCGCACUUCGGGAUGCAGACAGCUGGAUGUCGCGGCCUCGACGUUAAAGACCAUAUGGAAGAGCGGCGAGUAUUACGACUCCAUCACUGCGGGGAACUUAACGGGCGCUCUGAUUCUGUAA